AUGGAAGGAAGUGAGACGAGUGGUGACGAAGAGUAUCCAGAUGCACCAGGAAUGCACAAUCCAUUGGUGUACCACCCACAAGGUGCCAGAAAUCAAGUAAAUAAAGCAGUCUACUCAAAACUAGCUCGGUUAUUAGAACAGAUUGGCAGAACAUUUGGUACAACUGGAUUUGGUUUAGUUAUUUUCAUCUCAGCUAUUGUCAUUGUGUUUUGGAAUGAGGAGAGAGUUGUGAAAACUUCAAGAACCAUAGAAGAAGCUUUAGGAUUAGUAAUACCAUUAAAAACUAAUGAAGUGGCAUUUGAAGAAAAUAACCAUAAACUUGUACACAUGACAGGAGAGCUCAGAACGGAUAUGAUAUUAGUAGAUUUGGAAUAUGGAAUCCAAAUACAAGUUGUCAAGUUGAGGCGAGACGUUGAAAUGUUUCAAUGGGUUGAAGAUAAGCGUGUUAAGCAGAUAAAUGAAGCCGAUCAGCCUAGAUCAGUAACGCUAUAUACCUAUAGGAGACAGUGGAGUCCAGAGCUUAUAGACAGUAAUGACUUUGAUGACAGUGAAACGUAUCCCAAUCCUGUUGUUAUGCCAGUAUAUAGCAAAACAUACACUGUGGAUAAGGUAUAUGUUGGAAAUUUCCUGUUAUCGGAAAAUAUCAAAGACAAAAUAGACGAUUAUAAAGAAUACAAAUUAUUUAGUUUACCAGACGGUGUGAAAGAUGCACAGUUAUAUCAAGGAUAUAUUUACCACGGCAGAGACCCAUCCCAUCCACAGAUUGGGGAUGUUAGAGUAAAAUUUAGUUACACAGGAGUUAGUGGUACUAAACAUUCCACGGUGUAUGUUGGACCUCAACAGAAGGUUAGUAUCAUUGCAAAACAAGUUGGCGCCUCUUUGAGUGGGUACCAGACAUAUAGCGGAGAGAGUAUAGAAUUAAUACAAUAUGGACAUUAUAGUGCUAAAGAAAUGUUUGCAAAAGAAGAAAAGGCCAAUUCUGGUAUGGCAUGGUCUCUCCGCUUUGUAGGUUGUUUGAUAUUUGCAGUAGCCAUCGUUCUCAUGAACAACGUAGUAACACUAAUAAUUUCUUGGAUUCCAUUGGUACAAGAACUUGCAAAGUUAAACUCAUGGUUUUUCGUGAUUGGUAUUUCCUACUCACUUACCGCUAUCAUUGCAGGACUGGCCUGGAUCGCAUAUCGCCCUCUAUUGACGUUAGGGCUCCUAAUCUCUUCCCUGGUUCCACUUAUCAUUGCAUUGCGAAAAAAAGGCCACAGAAAAAGAUCCACAAAUAUUCUGUAAUAGUAAAAAAUCUCUUACAUUAUAUCAUAUGACUG
This is a messenger RNA of Saccoglossus kowalevskii, 1316 nucleotides long. RefSeq names its product transmembrane protein 43-like. The record is from RefSeq and is a predicted model, not a curated record. Gene Ontology annotation, cellular component: nuclear inner membrane. Gene Ontology annotation, biological process: lipid metabolic process; nuclear membrane organization. NCBI's taxonomy places the organism in Eukaryota, Metazoa, Hemichordata, Enteropneusta, Harrimaniidae.